AUGCCCUUUCUUGGCCUCUUGGUUGUGUUGUUCCUGUUUGUCCGCGCUCUUUCUCGGUGCUUGUGGAAAACCGUUGCUCCAUCUUCCGUAACAACUGCCAGUAUUUGCGACGACGUCGAAACCCCGCCUGUAGACCACCACGCUAGCCGGUCCCUGCGCAAAACUUCAAGACCUCAACAUCAUACCUUUCCAACUCCAGUCGACAACUCCGAACCCACAAUCAUGGCCUCGUUUUUCCAGAACCUUUGGGAGUCCAUCUUCACCCCAGGACCGACGCCAACGCUCCUUGUAGCCACGAAUGUCACCUUUGCCGCCCUGCAGGUGGUGUUGGCCGCCAUGUUGCUUGCCACAUACAGUAUUCACUUUAUUAUCCUCUCGGGUAUCUGUGCCGGCCUGUGGAUGUCUAUCAAUUGGUUCGCGGGCGAGUUGAUCAUUCAUCAAAUACAGGAGGAAGAGAAGGCGCGAAAGGCCAAGGCGGCUCAGAUCCCAACAUCCUCCGACGACAGCGAGACCGAGGUGGAGGCAUCGAAGUCAACGGCGAGCUUAGGCAAAGGGAAGAAGCCAACACCGGAAGCAGCGGCGGUCAGCACCGUUGUCGAGCCAGCAGAAAACCAGGGCGAGUUGAAGCUGAGGGUACCAGCGGAGGAGCCAGGAUCUAGCCAGGGACUUAAAAGCGGCGUCAGCACUGAGGAUGAAUGGGAGAAGGUCUCUGAGAAUGAGAACGAGAAGGAGAAAUAAAUGUGCGAGCCACCUAUGUACCAUAAGCUAAACCAGCUUAGAGAAACACCAAUCAAGACGCAUAGCGAGAAGUAGUUGUACAUAGUCGAAGUUUGGUCUGGGGGUGGUCUCUCAUCUUAGUCUAGAUCUGCGCUUACUACAUUACCCAUGGUAGCUUCAGGGCCUAUUUUGGCUAUACAUCAAUGCAUACUGGAGGAGAAUUCGAAAGCAUACGAUGUGGAACGGCAGGAGAUAGUACUCCUUAAUAGAGCAGUGUUGGUACAGCAGUUGACAACACGGCAAACAAC
Molecule: messenger RNA, 1025 nt
Organism: Podospora pseudopauciseta
Lineage: Eukaryota; Fungi; Ascomycota; Sordariomycetes; Sordariales; Podosporaceae
Gene: PKR1
Product: SMK killer toxin resistance protein
Exons: 2
Coding region: 1-738 (245 amino acids)
Biological process (GO): vacuolar proton-transporting V-type ATPase complex assembly
Cellular component (GO): endoplasmic reticulum membrane
Source: RefSeq, a predicted model, not a curated record